Molecule: messenger RNA, 1944 nt
Organism: Colletotrichum truncatum
Lineage: Eukaryota; Fungi; Ascomycota; Sordariomycetes; Glomerellales; Glomerellaceae
Product: LysM domain-containing protein
Source: RefSeq, a predicted model, not a curated record
AUGGCGGACUCCAUAAACCCCGUCGGGUCGCCAUCCCGCAUGUCCUCAUCCGCCCUCUUACCAGCACGUCACGAUGCCGAUGCCCGACCACGUAAUCGCCGUCUUAUCAGCACCGCUGAUGACCCCUCCACGGGAUCUAUGGAGAGGCUUUCAGCUUCCUUUUCCGCCCUCCACACCCCGUCUAGCCGCGAUCCAAGUCCCAUGCCUUCCGGCCACUUACCACGAGACAGCUCCGCUAAGCCGAAUGCUCGCAAUGCAUCCGCCGAUAAGCGUCGAAACAACACUUCCCCGUUCAGUGCGAGUUUCUUAGACACUUCAUGGUCUCAAGGUUGGGCUUCAAUCCAGGGGCUAGCGUCUUCUAUUCUUUCUGGCGGAAGUGUGCAUGAUGCUGGCUACGAGUCAGAUCACCGAGAAGGAAGACAGUCGGUAAUCAACUCCCUGAAAAGAGAUUACUCAACGCCGCCGCGGAAGACGCCCAAAGCUUGGGGUCCCGAGCCGCCAUCUAGCUCGCGGCCCGGUCAUCAAGAUAUUGCAACCGGCUCGUUAGCUGAGAGAGACACCGCUCUCAAGGCAGCUCGUACAGCGAGCGUUUUGGAAAGCCAUGAGGGGGUCAACGGGGGCCUCGACGUCGCAGGCAGGUACAAGAGGAGGAACUCAGACGAAGUUGCGAGGGAUGCUGUACAAGACGAUGUAGUCCAGGAUCAACUGGUCUACAUACACCAUGUGCAACCGACUGACACUUAUGCGGGCAUAGUACUCAAGUACCGGUGUCGCGAGGACGCAUUCAGGAAGGCCAACGGGUUGUGGUCAAGGGACAUUCAGGUACGCAAGUGGCUGGCCAUACCGGUAGAUGCCUGCGAGAUUAAGGGCCGUCCAUGCGAACCGCCAUCGCAUGAUCAUCAAGGAGUGGAUUUCCUGGCACCGACACCAGAAACAAGGAGCGCUCACUGUGCUGAAUUUACAGCAGACCAGUCACAGCAGGUCGACUUUUUUAGUUUGCCGAUCAGCAACGGCUCAGCCUCGGGUCCCAAGAGCGAAGAACAGGAGGAGCUGCCAUGGACUCAUGUUCGUUGGGUCACGUUAGAUUCGAACACAAAACCGGUUGAGAUUGCUCGCGUGUCGAGGAAAUCGAUAGGCUAUUUCCCACCUCGACGGAAGAAAAGCCUACGCUCUGCCUCGACACUAUCCACCCCAAGACAUUCCUUGGAUGCCGUAGGAAUCGCGGCUGGGUUCUCGGAAAGCCCGGAACAAGUUGGGAGGCCGUCCUCACGACGGCAGAGCAAUCUCAGUAAUCGGCCCAACUUACCUAGCACCCCAGGAAGGUCUACGCCGGCGUCUUCUAGGAGUAGAAUGAACAGUGAUGCGGGAGACACAAGACCUGCGUGGAUGAGACGGCCUGGCGGCGUUGGUUCCAUGGGGAGGAGUGUGCGAGCCCCUGGUCCGGAUAAAGAUUACUUCAACACGUGGGCCAAAAAGCAUCUACCUGGAAUUGCCAUUGACGAGUCGCUUCCGUCCAUCUCUGUCAUGGGAUCCGAGACUGCAAACUUUGGCUUUAGGCCGGGAUCUAGUAGUGGAAUCGUGGAGAGCCCUUUUGACGAGGGUCAGGAUCUUGCAGCGACAUCUAGGCAAGGCUCGGGUCUCGACCGGGCAGCAGCAGCUGUGGAGACGUGGCUGCGCGGUGCGUUUGCCAAGUCACCAGGGACACCUACAUUGGGGGGCCGUGGCCGCCACCUGGACGACCUGGAUCUAAUAGAAUUAACCGACACCAACAGCGACGAUGGGCGGCUACCGACCCCAGCUGUAGGCGGAGGCGUCACAAGUGCAGGGAUGUUGGAAGCUACGCCGAUGACGGUCAGUUCAACCGCAAGGAGCGACGGAGACAGCUCCGUGAGAGGUCGAGGAUUGAACACGGCGUCUAUUGCCAAGGGCAAGAAGUCUGAUUAG